This is a messenger RNA of Aspergillus puulaauensis, 573 nucleotides long. RefSeq names its product GAF domain-containing protein. Bases 1 to 573 code for a protein of 190 amino acids. Gene Ontology annotation, molecular function: protein binding; L-methionine (R)-S-oxide reductase activity. The record is from RefSeq and is a predicted model, not a curated record. The transcript has 4 exons. NCBI's taxonomy places the organism in Eukaryota, Fungi, Ascomycota, Eurotiomycetes, Eurotiales, Aspergillaceae. Gene Ontology annotation, cellular component: cytosol.
AUGCCUCACGCGGACUCCUCCUACUUCGGGUCAGCCAACGGCUCCAAAGCCGAUAUCUACACCCAGGUCAUCCAGCAAGCUCAGGGCCUUGUCACAGGCCAGCGCAACUGGGUCAGUAAUCUCUCCAACGUCGCCUCUCUACUCUGGCAUGCCUACGCUGCUCUCCCCGCCCCUUCGUCGUCCGUUAACUGGGCUGGCUUCUACAUCCGUCGCGAUAAAUUCCCAUCCUCCAACGCCCCUACAGAAACCGGUGCCACGCCGGUAACAAACACCCUCUGGCUUGGUCCCUUCCAGGGUCGGCCGGCGUGUCAGGAGAUCCGGUUCGGCCGUGGUGUAUGCGGCGCGGCGGCGGAGAAGCGCGAGACGGUUGUUGUUCCCGACGUGCUGGAGUUCCCUGGACACAUUGCCUGCGAUGCCAGCAGCAGGAGUGAGAUUGUAGUGCCGAUUUUGGUGGGUGGGGAGACUGUCGCAAUUAUUGAUAUAGAUUGCACGGAGCCGUCGGGUUUUGAUGACGAGGAUAAGAAGUACCUCGAGGAACUGGCUUCGCUUCUUUCGACGAGCUGUGAUUGGUAG